Yarrowia lipolytica CLIB122 is the source of this 777-nucleotide messenger RNA. RefSeq lists its product as uncharacterized. The record is from RefSeq and is a predicted model, not a curated record. NCBI's taxonomy places the organism in Eukaryota, Fungi, Ascomycota, Dipodascomycetes, Dipodascales. Gene Ontology annotation, biological process: tRNA processing. Gene Ontology annotation, molecular function: RNA binding. Gene Ontology annotation, cellular component: nucleolar ribonuclease P complex.
AUGAUCGAUCUGAACAUCCCGUGGCCUGUAUCUGGCCCCAAUGCCGCGUCGCCGUCCGAUAGAGCCAAAAUAUCCUCCGCCAAGGCAUCCAUUUUGUUUCUACAGGAGCUGGGGUACAAGGCCGUGGCUCUCAACUGCAUCUACCAGGGAAAGAUUCCCGCUACUCUCAAAUGUCCCGUCCCCGACGAAAUCCACAAAGAGUUCCCGGAUAUACGCAUCUACACGCGAGUGACCAUUGUUGCCGAGGACCUCAACCACAGCUUCAACCUUCCCAACCUAUACCAGCAGUUUGAUAUUGUGGCCAUCAGACCCAUGUCGGAAAAAAUGCUCCAGGCCGCCUGUACCAAUCUGGAUGUCGACAUUGUGUCGAUGGACAUGACUCGCCGUCUGCCAUGCAUUCCGAAACACAAGACCAUCGGAGCUGCUACUGAAAGAGGCGUCAAAAUCGAGGUUGUUUAUGCACCGGGUUUGUCCAGUGAUCCCCUGGCCAGAAAAACAUCGAUUGCAAACAACUCGUUGGUAGUGAGAGCAGCCCGGUGUCGAGGACUUGUCAUUUCAAGCGAAUCUCUGUCCAGCCUGAGUCUCAGGGGCCCUUUUGAUAUCAUGAACUUGAGCUACAUCUGGGGUCUGAACUCGGCUAGAGCUAGAGAAGCUGUGAGCAAGAACCCAGAGGCGGUCAUUCGAAACGGACUGCUCAGAAAGAAGAGUUAUAAGCAGGUGGUGAUUGCAGAGCCGGAGGAGGUGAGAGAGCCGUUGAGGAAGAAACAGAAGGUCUAA